This is a messenger RNA of Lutzomyia longipalpis, 786 nucleotides long. RefSeq lists its product as uncharacterized. Bases 1 to 786 code for a protein of 261 amino acids. Gene Ontology annotation, molecular function: nucleic acid binding; zinc ion binding. The record is from RefSeq and is a predicted model, not a curated record. NCBI's taxonomy places the organism in Eukaryota, Metazoa, Arthropoda, Insecta, Diptera, Psychodidae. The transcript has a single exon.
AUGCCCGAAUUUGCAAACGGGGAAUGGGGGCGCGAACUUUCUCUAGCCCCCAGAGAAUUCCCGCCCUUGGAUGCUGGGUAUAGGAAGGGUCUUCUGGAUCCCAGAAACCCGGAAGUGGAGAGAAUCGCGAAGGGAGGACGUUUUCUAACGGUCAAGAAAGCAGGAGAAAAUGAGAGUAUGCUGCGUGUAUCACCAUUUCUUAUCGCAAGAGAACUGCAUCCUUUGGGGGAGGUGAAGGAUAUUACGCGUCUCAGGGACGGGACGAUUGUAAUUGAGACGAAAUCAAGGGAACAGGCACUCCGAAUGAUGAGAGUAAACAAAAUCGGAAGUCAUGAGGUGAAGGUAGAGGAACACCCACGCUUCAAUACCUCCAAAGGGGUCAUUCGCAGCUGGGAUUUGGCCUAUAUGGAUGAGAAUGAACUGCUGUCGGAAUUGUCAUCUCAAAUGGUGACAGAGAUCAGGCAAAUCAAGAGGAAACCGUCGCAGGUGGAGAGACGAACCAAUCAAAACGCCAGAGAGGGUGCUUCGGCGUGGAUGAAUACAGGAACAUUCAUCGUGACUUUCGCGCUACCGGAAAUCCCAGCGUACAUCAAGGCUGGCUAUCUCAAAGUGAAUGUAGCCCCCUUCGUUCCAAACCCGCUACGCUGCUUCAAGUGUCAGAAAUUCGGGCACAUGAAGACAUCCUGCCGUGGGAUGGAUAUGUGUGGUAUUUGCGCGGAGAAGGAGCACUACCCAGAGCAUGUACAGGAGAGGCAAAGUGCAUCAACUGCGGGCAGAAUCAUGUAA